Messenger RNA from Myxocyprinus asiaticus (Chinese sucker), 645 nucleotides. RefSeq names its product ropporin-1-like protein. The coding region runs from base 1 to 645 and encodes 214 amino acids. NCBI's taxonomy places the organism in Eukaryota, Metazoa, Chordata, Actinopteri, Cypriniformes, Catostomidae. The record is from RefSeq and is a predicted model, not a curated record. The transcript is spliced from 5 exons.
AUGGCUCUCAUGCCAAGGAAAGUGGUCAUCCCUCCGGAACUGCCGGUUAUUCUCAUGCGGUUUACUGAGGAUGCCAUCAGAACCCAGCCGGAGGAUAUCAUUGAAUGGGCAUCUCUGUACUUUAGAGCGCUGGUUCAGGGAAACCUUCCUGUGAGAGUGGUGCUUCCCAUGCCUGAAUCUGUGGACCUCAAACCGGAAAUUCUCGCAGCCAUGCAUGCACAGCUGGGCAUGAAGGACACAGUGAGUAAAUUAGAGGUGGUGCAGGUGUGGCGGAGAUUUGGGCUGGCUGAGGAACUCCUUGGACACAUCUUCUCCGUUGGCAGUUUUGGUGAAAAGCUUGAAUGGAUGAGAUUCUUCGCUCUGAACUGCAGCUAUCUAGGAGGGACAUUGAGGAAGGCAAUGGCUCAUGCAUGCUUUAUACUGAGCGGUGACCCAACCUGCAUGGACUCUGAUGCAUGUUUGUCAUUUGAGAUGUUCCGUGACCUGUACGUCUAUCUGGGAGAGAUGGACCGAGAGGUUUCCCAGGCCCAGAUUGAAACAGCACUCACUUACCUCGAGGCCCAAGCAAACGCUUUCUGGCGUCUGAAGCCUUCAUGGGCGUUUAUCCAGUUUGGGAAAGCGAUUGGAUAUCGUUCAGAUGAUUGA